Molecule: messenger RNA, 1062 nt
Organism: Odocoileus virginianus texanus
Lineage: Eukaryota; Metazoa; Chordata; Mammalia; Artiodactyla; Cervidae
Gene: BTC
Product: betacellulin
Biological process (GO): epidermal growth factor receptor signaling pathway; positive regulation of cell population proliferation; positive regulation of mitotic nuclear division
Molecular function (GO): growth factor activity; epidermal growth factor receptor binding
Source: RefSeq, a predicted model, not a curated record
AUGGCCCGGGUCGCCCCGGGCAGCGGCGCCGGCCCACUGCCCCUACUCCCGGCCCUCGCCCUGGGUCUAGUGAUCCUCCACUGUGUUCUGGCAGAUGGGAAUUCAACCAGAAGUCCUGAAAAUGAUGGCCUUCUCUGUGGAGAUCAUGCAGAAAACUGCCCAGUUACCACCACCCAACCAAAGAGAAGAGGCCACUUCUCUCGGUGCCCCAAACAAUACAAGCAUUACUGCAUUAAAGGGAGAUGUCGCUUCGUGCUGGCCGAGCAGACGCCCUCCUGCGUCUGUGAUAAAGGCUAUGCUGGGGCCAGAUGUGAGAGAAUUGACUUGUUUUACCUAAGAGGAGACAGAGGGCAGAUUUUGGUGAUUUGUUUGAUAGCAGUUAUGGUAAUUUUUAUCAUUUUGGUGGUCAGUAUCUGCACAUGCUGUCAUCCUCUUCGGAAACGUCGGAAAAGAAGAAAGAAGGAAGAAGAAAUGGGAACUCUGGGUAAAGAUAUAACUCCUAUAAAUGAUGAUAUUCAAGAGACUAGUAUUGCUUAAUGUCUCUGAAGAUUACUCCAGGCUGAUGACAAGUUACAAAGUAUCUUCUUACUCAUUUGAAAAUGGACAGAGUGUGUCUCAGGAAACAGCUAGCAAAAUGAAUUUUAAAUAAUGUAUUUACUUUUUGUCGGUAAUGUUAAUUUGUGUUGUUUACUAUGUUUUUAUAAUAAUAAUGAGUAAUUUUAUUAUUAUAUAGUAUUUGGGAAAAGCACCCAGUUAAGCAGGGACAUUUUAAUAAACUUCCAGUUAAGUUUUGUCACCAAAAUUACUAGCCAAACAAAAAAGAGCAGGAAGGAGUUUAGAUCUUAGGAAUUGCAUUAAUAAUAAAAUUACCAUUUAUCCAACACUUACUAUGUGCUAAGAGUUUGAAAUACAUUAUUUCCUUUAAUUCUUUCAAAAACCUAUGAUCCUCAUUUCUCAUGUACAGAAACAGACCUUAAGAAGCUAAAGGACAUUCCCUGAUGGCUUAGACGGUAAAGAGUCUGCCUGCAAUGCAGGAGACCGGGAUUUGAUCCCUGGGUCUUG